AUGUCAAGCACGUCGCGUAGCGAGAGCUCCUCGCCCGAUAUCCUGGGACCUCCAGGCGAUGCCGAAUACCUCAUAUCAUCCCCCAUCAAGCCAUUUGUGGGUCGCCAAAGCUGGCUGUCACCCGCCCCACGUCGCCAACAAACACCGGCCAAGCGACCGCGCGCAACCCUCAGUCCUGCGAAGAGCGCGCAUUCGAUCCGAUUUGAUGAUGUACUGCUCCCCGGAUCGCCUACAAUGAAGCUCAAUGGACGCCAGAGGUCACUUUCGCCAGAGAAAGGCGAGGACGGCAAUGUGAGCCCUUGGCGCAUUCGAGUCACUCUCGAGGCGACUCAGGAUGAGGAGAACGAAAACCGAGGCAGCCCGGCGCGCAAACGACUACGUCCUUCAACAACUACUACUAUGAUUCCUUUGAAGGACGAAAGGAGCCCACUGCGAGAGAAGACACCAGCAAGACCACGCGGGCGCCCACGGAAAUCAGAUGUGCAAGCUAAGAAUGGGUCGCCAUGGCCUGCUAGCGCAGGAAACACCCCAGGACCAAAAGGUGCAACUCCGCAGAAGAAUCCACGGGGGCGACCACGCAAGAGCACGCCGAAGCCGAAGGAGCAAGAAAUGCUCGUGGCUGAAGAUGAAUCAAUGCGAGCAUCAACGCUAUCGCCUGGCCCAAACUUACCGCACUUUAGUCCGAUGGACACUGCUUUUGACGACAGAGCCGACUCGCCUCGACAAUAUACCCCGAUGAACCUUGCGACAGAUGGUUUGGACAGUGAUUCACUCGGAGCCGAUGAUCUACCUGUCGCCUUCCUUCGCCCGCCAACACCAGCUGUGAUUAGGGAAAGCUCGGGCAACGAUACUACACAUGAAAAUACCGGACGCGAUUACGGUCGAGCCAGCUACGACACCCCCGUUAUUGGAUCCGCAGAGCACCACUACCUCGAUCAUGACGAGAACAUACAUUCUACACCCUCAAAAAUGCCAUCACCGACUCGAGAAAGAUCCGUUUCAUCUAUAAGAUCUGCGCGUCACGCAGGCAGUAUUUCUCCCCAAAGUUACCCUACACCUACGCCUACUUCUUCGCUGGUCGAGGAAGAAAUCCAAAAUGAGGAACCUCGAGUACAACACCAACCAGUGUCCGAUGAUCCACCUUCUGAGACGGACCCUACGGACGAGCACGAAGAGUUCGAUUCUAUCAUGGAAAGCGAGGGCUUCACGAUGGUCUCUUUGGACACCCUCCCUUCAGCCAAGCAAUAUGGUCUCUCUAGCGGCAAAUCAACAGGCGAAUCCUCGAGUGGUCGUAUCGGCGACAAGUUAAAGCGACAGUUGCCGGGAGGUAUCAAUGACCUUCGAAGCGAUAGUCAUAGUUCAGCCAGGCCGAGUCCAGCUACCAUAGGUCCUUCCUCCGCUUCACGUCUUUCACGCGCUCAUCUGGAACCGCAACAUUCGAACAGACAGAGCCCCCUUGUCAAUGUCUCCUAUCCAGAACUGCCUGCGAUUUCUCCCGAGAAGACACGGGAUAUAUCCGAGUUUGAACAUGAAUUUUCAACACAAGAAAGACGAGCAGAAGAGGACGUGUAUGAAGACUUGGACGCGGAGAACAUCAAUCUUGGGAUGUAUAGCGAAAGAGACGUCGAAGAAGAUGAAAAAGUCGAGGAAGCUGAGGAGGGAAACUGGGACGACGAUGAUGAAGUACAAGUUGUCGAUCCAUCUCCUCGGUUUAGGCAAACCUAUUCGCCUCGACCAGGUCACCGGGGCCCGGGAAGAGUCCAGCGGGAGAGCGAAUGGGAUACCGAACGACAGGCCGUGAGCCGGCAAGCUCGGGAUCCGACAAAUACCCAACGACUGAUCAAUAUUGAAAGUGAUGAGAGUGUCCCCCAGGAUGAGGUGGCCAUUGGCCAAGAUGCAUUUGACGCCUAUUCACAGUCUGAUGUAGAAUCUGUUGUGGACGAAGAAGAGCCUUUCGAUGAACGACAUUUGGAAGAGCCCGUGGAAGAACGUUAUGCAAUGAAACAUCAUGUGGAAGAAGUACCUCUUGAACGGGAACCUUUGACAGAGCAUCUUGUGGAGGAAGAGGAGGUCAUGGACGAAGAGCCUGUGGACGAACUUCAGCCAGAGAGUCCUCGUUAUUGGGAACAGGGGCCUACCCCGGAGCGCUCGCGCUUUGCAAACCACGCAGCGGAGAUUGAGCCAGAAGUCUAUGAGGACGACAAUGAGUCUGUCGAUAUAUGGCAGCAAGAGCCUGAACAUUCGGAGCCUGAACAUUCGGAGCCUGACUACAUACCUGAAUCGCGUGCCAUCAACCGGACAGCCGAUAUCGAGCAGGAAGCCAUGGAUGGCGAUGACGGAGGCUUUGGCGACAUCUGGCAGCAAGAAGCCCGCGACAACAGUUAUCUUUCGCAGCACUCGGAUGAUCGGGAACAAGCUCCGGCAGAGCACAGUACCAGCCCCUGGAGACCAUUGGAUGGGGUCUACGACAGAGAAGAAUACAUGAGUUCAUCUCCCGCUUAUGUGACCAUGGAUGACGGCAGCACGAAGUAUCUUGGACCAACACAUGUUCGCAAGCUACGGGAUGAGGACGUGGAUCUGUCGGCACUGCUGGCGCGGGAAGAUACGCCAAAUCAUGCGCGCUACUACAAUGGGACAAGUACUCCCCGAAGUAUCUUAAGCCGCCGGUCUGGCCAGCAGCCCCCGUCGAUCAACGGGUCCUCUAUCAAGUCUGUCUCUUCGCGCAAAACUGGUCAGCGUGUCCGCCUACAGCCAAUAUCACAGUCUCCAGAAAGGGAAUCGGAGCCCGAAGUCAGCUCACCUGCGGUGAGGCACAAGCUGCCACCUCGGCAGCCUCAGCCAGAGGAGGUAGAUGAGAUCCGCAGCGUUUCCGAUGCCGGCCUGCACGAGACUGAAUCCAUUCAGGCAGGCUCUGCCGCCACCCCCGAACAUCCACAUCAGCCUAAUGGGGAAGCUCCGGGGUCAACCUGGUUUCAGCGAAUCACUAGUCUCACCCCCAGGUGGCUGAAAGCCCCUGCUGAUUCUCAUGACGAUAGUUCGAGUGCAGUCUCCGAGAACGAGUCAGAGAAUUAUUAUCACGAGGACCAGGAGGCAAUGGACAGCAUCGAAUCAGCGAAAGAAAUUCGUGAGCACCUCGAGUAUACGCCUCGUUCAGUUCAUUUAGGCGAAUCACCACAAUCUCUGGACAAAUCAGCCCGUUCUCCUCAGCCCGACCCCGAACACACUCCCCGCCCUGUAGAAGAGGAGGAUGACGGUGAAGAGGAUCUGUUUAUUGAGCAAGUUGCUUCAAACCCCACUGCGAAACGCGAGGUGCUUUCCGUGGAAGAUUAUGACGAAGAUGAAGAGGAAGAUCUGUUUAUUGAGCAGGGGGUGCCCAACCAAAGCGCGAAACGCGCCGCUACAAACCUUACUACCGACGAUCCCCAUGAUCUGUCCGGGCCGCGACCUCUGGCAUGUUUCGGAUACUUCUCCGACGACCACUAUAAAGCCCUUCGGCGCGUCUACCGAAUGGCAAAGCGAGACCCAGAGCGCUUCCCAUAUUAUGACGCACCGGGCCGUGCACAGAUUAUCGGCGAUUGGAUCUGGACCUCGGACGGCCGUCACGGGGUGCCAAUCACCGAAGUACAGUUUGCCAUCAUCGAUCGAUUUGUACAUGACCUCUCUCGGGCCGAUGUACAGUACGGGGGGUCGGGGCAGGUGGAUUGGACAGAGGCUGAUCUGCAUCGGCGUCUGAUCAGCAUCGUUAUUGGGGAGCAGAUCCGAGAAGAGCGCAAGGCCAAGGUGACCCGCGGGGUCUCUGUUGAUACAUGGCGAUGA
This is a messenger RNA of Penicillium atrosanguineum, 3816 nucleotides long. RefSeq names its product putative AT DNA binding protein. The record is from RefSeq and is a predicted model, not a curated record. Gene Ontology annotation, molecular function: DNA binding. Lineage: Eukaryota; Fungi; Ascomycota; Eurotiomycetes; Eurotiales; Aspergillaceae. Bases 1 to 3816 code for a protein of 1271 amino acids. The transcript has a single exon.